AUGCCUAAGGAGGUCGCUGAUAUCAAGAAGUUCAUCGAGAUCUGCCGUCGCAAGGACGCUUCGUCCGCGCGGAUCAAGAAGAACAAGAAGGCCCACAACAUCAAGUUCAAGGUCCGAUGCCAGAAGCACCUCUACACCCUGGUGCUGAAGGACAACGACAAGGCCGAGAAGCUUAAGCAGUCCCUUCCUCCUAACCUGCAGAUCGCAGAGGUUUCUAAGAAGAACUAA
This is a messenger RNA of Trichoderma gamsii, 228 nucleotides long. RefSeq lists its product as hypothetical. The record is from RefSeq and is a predicted model, not a curated record. The transcript is spliced from 4 exons. Lineage: Eukaryota; Fungi; Ascomycota; Sordariomycetes; Hypocreales; Hypocreaceae. Gene Ontology annotation, cellular component: cytosolic large ribosomal subunit; ribosome. Gene Ontology annotation, molecular function: structural constituent of ribosome. The coding region runs from base 1 to 228 and encodes 75 amino acids. Gene Ontology annotation, biological process: translation; protein-RNA complex assembly.